This is a messenger RNA of Coccomyxa subellipsoidea C-169, 948 nucleotides long. RefSeq lists its product as hypothetical. Bases 1 to 948 code for a protein of 315 amino acids. NCBI's taxonomy places the organism in Eukaryota, Viridiplantae, Chlorophyta, Trebouxiophyceae, Coccomyxaceae. The transcript is spliced from 4 exons. The record is from RefSeq and is a predicted model, not a curated record.
AUGGCUGCCAGGGAGGUGGCAGCUCUAACCUUCCUUGCGGCUGUCUGCCUCCUGUGCGCAGCUCCAGCCGCCGCCUGGUCCUCUUCUACGACUGCGCACAGGCACUCCCUGGCUUUCACUGCGCCGGAAGCUGCGUCGCAUGCUCCCGGAAUGCACAUUGUCAUCUCUAUGUACCAGGAGGACAUAAUGCAGGUGCAGCAGUACUUGCAGCGGCUGCUGAGCAUCCAUUCAGUGGCAGCCACUCGUCCGCGCAUCUUUCUGUACGUAAAGGGCGGCCCGGAGUUUUUCGCGCGAGCUCGGGAGCUCAGUUUCGCGCAUGAGAUUCAUGAAGUGCCAAACAUUGGCCGGGAGCAGGAGACUUACCUUCGGCACGUUGUGGCGCACUAUGAGCGGCUGCCGCAGCACGCGCUGCCAAACUAUGAGGAGAACAUGCUGAGCCGGCUGCAGACGCUGUUUGGGCCGAGGACUGGCGCAAUGGGAUUGGGCCUCACAGCCGUGUGCACCUGCGAGGGACACAGCCAGCUGUGGCCAGAGUGGGGCGCCGGCGGCUUCAUCCGGCUGCGCGAGGUGUGGGCGCUGGCUCAGGGGACGCUGUGUCCACACGAGUUCGCCUGCUUCCACAACGGCUUCCUCGUAGCUUCCCGCGCGCGCCUGCACCUGCAAACCAAGAAGCUGUACGAAUACCUGCUCGGCCUGUUCACCACAAGCGCCGACCACCCACUGCGCGUGAAUGAGUUCCUGUACAAGCAUCACACCUCGAAUAUCCCGGAAGAGUGGCCCACGUUUGGGCAUGUCAUGGAGCGGAGCUGGAAUGCUCUGCUCAACUGCACGGAUGUGAACAUUGCGUACAGCUGCAGCGCUGUCUGUGAGCAGGAAGAUUGCACCGGGCUUGAACACUGCCAGUGCUUGGAUGAGGGGUCGCCCCAUGACGGCGUGGCCCCCAUCUGA